AAGAAGUCCAUUAUAGUCGCAGCAGAGAGAGGAUGGGUGAGGUCGACGCGUCACCGCAAUGAAUCGAGGAAGGAGGAGGGGUGGGACAGGCGUCGGCCCCUGUUGGCCCCUCGCGUCCAAUGAAGGUUUGAGAUUGAAUUUGCGAAGGGGGCGGAGGAGGACUGAGCUCCCCCACUUUCUCCCCCUGGCUGCGGUCAAAGAGGGCGGAGCUCCGCCGCCGCCGCCGCGUUUGACAGCUGCGAAACGGAAAAUGUAAAGCGCACGGAGAGUCUGGGAAACCAUGCCGCUCCAAGGCAACCGGACUAUCGCGAGGAAUGGGAGGCAGCGUGGCUCUUCAUAGACUGCGAGUGCCCUCGUAAAUCUAGGGCCCGACUCGGGAGGAGGGCGACAAACACUGCCUACAGAUCCAAGGACGAUCACUUGGGGGGUGGGUUUUUUUUUUUUGUUUUUAUCGUCGUGCGUAAAAUCCUGGCAUGCACCGCGCGUUCUCGUUCCCGGUGACCGUGGAGCGCAGCCGGACCAAGGAGCGCCUGGAGGCGAGUCUGGCCGGCCUGUGCGAGCUGGAGCUGCGCAAGCAGCGGCAGGAGUGUCUGGUGCUGGGGGCGCUGGCGCUGGGGGAGCCCCUGGCCCGGGGCAGCUGCAGAGGGGAGCUGGCGUGCUUCAGCAGCUGGGGGCAGGAGAACUUGACACUGAGGCGUCAGCUGAGCGCUCUGCAGAGUUCCCCGUGGGGCCUGAUGCAGGCGCUGGAGCAGCAGGUGGGCGAGCUGAGGGUCGACGCGGACGACGGCGGCUGUUACGACGGAGCGCAGGCAGACGCGGGCGACAGCCGGCCCAGUUCUGGUUUCUAUGAGUCAAGCGAGGGGCAGUCGCCAAAAGGACGAUCUUGUUCCACUGAGCCCGCGGAGACUGUCUCCUCCUGGGUUCACACCAGCGACCGGCCAAAGUCUGUGGGAGAUCCCGUCAUGUCCAACGGAGAGGCGGACGUGCCCGUGCUGCACGCCGCCCUCCCCCGCUCCUUCUCCGCCCCGUACCCGCCGCUGGAGGGCAUCGCCGAGGAGGGCCCAGCGCUGGACGCCUGGCAGGGAGACCCCGGCGGAGACGACCACGCCUGGCGGCGGCAGCAGCAGCAGCAGGAGCAGGAGCAGCAGGAGCCGGCGGAGGACGAGGUCACCGAGGAGGAUUACCAGCAGGCUUUGAGGGUCGAGAACUACAUCCUCGCCCUGCUCCAUCGUCAUACCCUUUCAUCGCGGCCGUGUCAGCCUCGCACCACCCUGAGCCCUGACCCCCCGUACUGCAGUGCGUCCGCACACGGCUCCCUACACAGGAGGACUCCUUCUCUCACGUCAGAGCAACGCCCGUCCGACCCCCCCAACGGCCCGGGCUGGGCCUGUGACCGGCUGGAGGGGGAGGCCUGUGGGGGAGAGGCCCCGUCCUUUGAGGAGGACUGUUAUCUGGCCCUGCCCUACCCCCAGUCCAGGCCACACUCCCUGGCUGGGAGGCUACCGUCACCUCUGCCCUCCCUGGACCCCAACUGUGGUGCUGGGGCUCUUGACCUUUGUUGUGAACCCGCAUCCCCCCAGCAUUAUCUACAUCCACAACCCCCUUUUCACCACAAGCACAAUUUAGUAAGUGCUCAGUAUAUCCCCGGACAAGGCUGCCACGCCCCCGUCCGCUCCCCCAGACACUACAACCCAGAGCAGGCCAAACCCAACCGGCCGGCGGCCGCCUCUCCCGACCGCCACCCCAACGCCAAGUCCAGGCCCUCGAAGAAGACCCACGCCGAGCGGCAGAGAGGCAAGAAGUCGGGCGGCAAAACCAACCGAUCGCAGUCGGAGAACAGCCUCCUGGGCCAGCGAGUGCUGCCCGAGCGCAGGUACAGCACCACGGAGCGGCACGGGGCCAGAGGGGAUGUCGCCCAGAACCAAGGCCCGGUCGCUGGACCACAGGGGGGCCAGCGCUGGUGCUCCAACCUGGAGCUCAGCCAGGACGAGGGGGAGGUCCGCGCAGGGCAGGCACAGAGGCGACCUCCUCGGAAAGCUCGCCACGGGCAACCGUGCUCCCAACCCCAGAACCACCACCACCACCACCACCACCACCACCAGCAGCAUAAGCAGCAGCAGCCGCCGCCGCCGCCGCCGCACACCGAGCGCUGGCACCCAGACCCUCAGGAGAGGGCGCCGCUCUGCCAGGGAGAGGGGGGCUACGCCGCCGGCGCCGCCCCGGCCGAGUCCGAGUCCAGCAUGAGCGAGGUGUACUCCCCGGCCUCCAGCUCACUGUCCAGUGACUCGGACGAGAGCGGGGGGCUGGUGUGGCCCCAGCAGCUGCCGCCUCGCCUGGCCUCGACCUCCUCCUCGUCCUCGCCCUCGCCGCAGGCCUCCGCCAACGCCCCCUCCCAACCCAAAGCCUUUGUCAAGAUCAAAGCCUCCCACGCGCUCAAGAAGAAGAUCCUCCGAUUCCGCUCGGGGUCCCUGAAAGUCAUGACCACUGUGUGAGGACCACCGCUUUCAAACCCUGCGUACGUCGCAAAAGCCGUUCUUCUUUCUUCAGAGCAACAUUGCGGCUGCUGCUUUCGGCCACGAUCAUAAUGUACGGUACAGUCUGCCAACUAACCAGCUCAGUCUUUACACUCAACCUACCUCUAACGACAGUGUGUUCAUAGUGAGGGACGCUUACAUUCAUGUGCCGUUACAGCCGCUGAAUUCAUUUUGUACGUGACAACGACGAGAUAUCAGAGUCUAAUAAAUGAUCCUGCUCUGAUUGAAGAUAGUUGAUGUGAUGCCACAUUUCCACUGUGUCGGACCGCACAGAAGCUAAAUGAAGGAUUAAGCCGCCAGCUGUUUGUUUGUCUUUUUGCUUUUUUCCUUGACGUCCCUUUGGCCUUAAGCUGCGUUCGGAUGUGAACUGAAGUCCGGCCCUUUUCCUGAACUUCUCCGGAGAGACCGCGGACAUUAUCGGGACCUUCUCCUGUCAGCCAGAUCCCCAGUAAAAAGUUUCGGAGGAGAUGUCCGAGCGAGCCCUCGUUAGACUACAGAAGGAAAACCUCCGCAAAAUGUCACAGCGAGCGAGUGGGCGUGCUGAGUUAUCGGCUCUGCCCAGAUGCCACGGAACGUCCCGCAGGUUCUUUUUCCUGCUGUCGAGAACGCGCCUGACUCGGAAAAAAAUAAUCUCCUGCUGCCUUCGUCAUACGUGAACGACGGAGUUAAUUUCCGAAAACAGCUACAGAUGUAUGGUUGAUGAAUUAGACACCGGUCUAGACAGCUGAUAUUAUGACCAAUACGUGGUUCAAGUCUUACUUAACACCGACACCCAAAAAUUUAAUAAAAAUGCUUUUCCCAGAAAUCUGGGUGAAUUUGCUCCGUCCCAAAAUGUCCUGAAAGUUCCUUCAUUUCCAUAAAAAGGUUUCUUGGAAGAUAUUAUGUCAUUGCGUACUAAUCCUAAAAAAAACAAAUUAUCUUAAAAGAAAAGCUCCAUUCAGUCCUUCGUGCAUUUAUAAUUGUAAAUUCAAAAAGAACCUUCCGGGUUCCUCGAACGAUUAUCGAGCGACUGGAAGCGCAUCAUUUGAAAAACACUGUCCCUAUCGUCCUUCGCGCCAGAAUCACGUUACAUCAUCACCUUACGGAAAACUUCUCGGUGACGAACGAUGAGAAAUCAGUAAGGAUACGCUGAUAUUCAUGAAGUACAGAUACGAGAUUCCGUGUUAAGGCUAUUUGACAGCGCUCGUCCAUAUUUACAGACAGUUUUGCGACGGGCUCUCGAGCAUUUUUUUGGAAGGUCUGAGCAGAGAAUACAUGAAUAUCCCUUCAUCGUUGUUGUUGUUGUUGUUCAUCAUCAGCUCAUUCACGGGAGGGAAUCUCUCUUCUGAGCAUAAACAAACGUCCCUGUGAGUCAGGAACCGGCUUCAGGAUCCAUAUCGAGGGACCAGUGUACAGUACAUGCAUGCAGGCGUCUAUAUACAGUAUGUUUAAGUGCACCGAUUCAUUUGACGCAGAUGAACUCACUCUUUGUAAAUAUGUACGUUUUUUUUGUAUAAACCAUCACGUGGCCUUGUUUGGAAUGAAUGUAGUUUUUGAAUAAAGGUACUUUUGCUCUUAA
This is a messenger RNA of Scophthalmus maximus (turbot), 4092 nucleotides long. Its product is annotated as dapper homolog 3-like. The record is from RefSeq and is a predicted model, not a curated record. Gene Ontology annotation, cellular component: cytoplasm. NCBI's taxonomy places the organism in Eukaryota, Metazoa, Chordata, Actinopteri, Pleuronectiformes, Scophthalmidae. The transcript is spliced from 4 exons. Gene Ontology annotation, biological process: negative regulation of canonical Wnt signaling pathway. The coding region runs from base 474 to 2492 and encodes 672 amino acids.